Hemiscyllium ocellatum (epaulette shark) is the source of this 937-nucleotide messenger RNA. RefSeq lists its product as uncharacterized. Gene Ontology annotation, cellular component: plasma membrane. The transcript has 6 exons. Bases 1 to 756 code for a protein of 251 amino acids. Gene Ontology annotation, biological process: immune response-regulating cell surface receptor signaling pathway. Lineage: Eukaryota; Metazoa; Chordata; Chondrichthyes; Orectolobiformes; Hemiscylliidae. Gene Ontology annotation, molecular function: signaling receptor activity. The record is from RefSeq and is a predicted model, not a curated record.
AUGUGGUUCAGCAUAUUGCAGCAGGUUUCUCUUCAAUGUCUCCUGAUAAUCUCACUAAUACAAGGAAAUGGAAAUCGUGCCUGUCCAGUGAGAGUAAUCUAUCCCCGAUCUACGUUGCACCUCACCGUGGGAGAUAGUCUAACACUAAAUUGUACAGUUGAAUUCUGUACUCGUGAAGAACAAAAGCCUGUAGUAUACUGGUGCAUAAUUGAGGCACGCAGUUGUCACCCGGUGUCUACAAAUGGGCUUAGUUUCAACCAUGACCAGCAAGGAAAUUUACUUGUCAGUUACAAGAUUGCUGCCCUCAACUACAAUGACAGUGGCACAUUCCGAUGUGAAGCUUCUCAAGGAAAUGUGAUGGCAAGGGGUCAUUCCAUUGUUGUAAAUGUGACUGAAGCUUCUGAUUCUCCGUUAAUACCAGUUGAACACACUGAAACCACAAAUAAAUGGUACUUUAUGAGCAUUCUGCCCCUGUCGGUGGUGAUAGUCUGUAUCAUGCUAUACUGUCAAGGAAAACAGAAGUUGGCGCUGAGAAGACAAAGAGCCCAAGUAAAGAGUGUUACCCUGGCUUCCUCGUCACCCAACAUCACAGCAGUUAUCCCUCAGCUUUCUUCUUUGACUGGCACGACUGAGCGACACGUAGUGGAGGCAUAUGUAAAUAUAAAACACAUGGAGCCCUUUUAUGUAAAUGAGACAUUUUCCAUAAAUGAACAGUAUGAAGAAUGUAUCUAUGAAAAUGAUCCUCCUAACCAAUAAAGCAUGAAGACUUCAAGUCUCACUUCAGAGAGUUGAACAAGUAAUCAAGGUUUGCAAACCCAGCACAGUAUUGGGAGAGUGCUACACAUCUGGAGGCACCAACCUUUGGAAAUGACAUUGAAUCAAGGUCUUAUCUGCCCUUUCUGUUGGCCACAAAGCAGCCAGUGGCAUUAUUUUGGAA